AUGUUGCGUGGUAUAUUUUAGUACAUAACGGUUUACCAUUCACACUAAUUAGGCAACAUUUGUUAUUGUGAGCAGCUGCACAAAAUAAAGAGAAAAUUAAACAAAAGGUUAAUAAAUAGAAGAAAAAUAAUAACAUUUCGACUCGUUCAAACGUCAAUCAUUGCGCACAUAAUAUUCACCCAGAGAGGAAGUCGGAUUUUCGUCUGAAUUUUUCUGCAGCUGCGCAACUUGGCAAAACAACAACAACUAUUGACACUGAAAAUCAUGGAGGGCGACUCGGAAAAUCGCAAGGAUCAAAUCCUCGAGCGCUUGAACAAACGAAACAAGGACCGGCAGAACUAUUUGGAUGUGAAAUCGGAGCUGCGUUCCAAGGAAACGGUGCAGAACGAGGGCGUUGACUACUUUUACCAGACUUUCAGCCAGAAAACCAUCGAUAUAGAGCAGCGAUUGAAGGAUGUGCAAUGCGGCGAUACCCAGCCAACCGAUUUGGCCCGGAAUUUCGCCGAUAUAACUGUGGAGAUCCAGGAUCUGCAGCGAUACCUCACCGCGUCCACCAUGUUUCUUCCCGAUUUCAAGAUAAAAUCCUGUCAGAAUAUUCUAAACACCCUGACUUCCGUGAGUGAUGAAACCCGCCAGCGCCUGAUGCCCAAGAAAAAAUUUGGGUUCAGCGGCAAAAAGACCGCCGCAAAGCAAAAAGUCGCCCCAAAUAAGGAUAUAGUCGAUGCGAAACUCAGUAAAGUCCCGGAAAAACUAGGCUCCAACUUCGCCUGGACCAUUGCCAACCGGACGAACGAGCACAUAGUCCUGGAUUCCGCUAAAGUAAAUGGCCAGGACAUCACAAUAUCGAAUUUAAACCACUGCUUGGUUGAACUGCAAGGGCAUCCUGGUUCUGUGCAAGUUUCCAGGGCCUCCAAAUGCACUCUGCUAUGCGGCCCUAUUGCACGAUCCUUCUUCGCCGAGAAUCUCGAGGAUUGCACCCUUUCCAUUGCCUGCCAGCAGUUGAGGUUGCACUCCUCCCGGACCAUUCGCAUAUACAUGCAUGUCACCUGUCGCGCCAUAAUCGAGGAUUGCAGGAAUAUUGAGAUCGGAGAGUACAACUACGAUUAUUCCGAACUGGAGGCGGAUUACCUAGCUUCUGGACUGAAUAAGGCUCAGAACAAUUACACGGAUGUGGCCGAUUUUAACUGGCUUUCGCCGGAUGUCCCCUCGCCGAACUGGAGCCUCCUCAAGGAUUAUCCCGACCCGAAUUGGAAUGCCCUAAGGCGGGACUUUAUUGCCAAUAACCACAACAGCGGACUUAAGCAGGAUGUCAAGGAUAUCUCCAUCAUUUAGUGGCGGCAUCGGCGGCUGCUCCUCGGUUGGCUAGCCUACGGCAUCAUCCUCGGUUGGCUGCUCUGGGAACUGCUGCUACGGCCCUCAAUUGGUGGGCCAAAAUCUAAUCCUCGAUCUGUGUAAAUAGCUAUAAGCGUGUUGAUUAAAUAACCAUUAUAUAAAAAACAAA
Molecule: messenger RNA, 1501 nt
Organism: Drosophila erecta
Lineage: Eukaryota; Metazoa; Arthropoda; Insecta; Diptera; Drosophilidae
Gene: TBCC
Product: tubulin-specific chaperone C
Exons: 2
Coding region: 265-1332 (355 amino acids)
Biological process (GO): tubulin complex assembly; post-chaperonin tubulin folding pathway
Cellular component (GO): cytoplasm
Molecular function (GO): tubulin binding
Source: RefSeq, a predicted model, not a curated record